CAUUUAGCAGGGUGUAGCUUUUUUCUCUUCUUAUUCUUUUUUAUACUGGAACUUCAUUUUUUCUGUAUAAGGUGGUACUUUUAAGACACCUCUGCCUAACUACAGUGAACUAACCAGAAGUCUCGGAAUAUGCUCUGGUGGUCAUUUUACACAAGUUCAGGUGUCACAUCCAUGAAACCUACACCACUAACCAGCAUCAGUCCUACAACUUCACUCUCAAAUUUAAUAAAUUCUGGGACAAGCAGAAACUGUAUUUUUAGCGGUGCAUUUUGUGGCAGGCCAGACUGCUAUAAAAUGCACUCUCCUUGUAGCACCACUUCAUCUUGGUUCAGAAGAGAUGUCCUGGAUAUACGUGAUAAUGUAACACGGGUGUUUUUGUUUGUUCAUGUUUAGCGCGUUGGGUUGUGUUUUUAAAGCGAAUGUUACGUUUUUAAAGCGUGUUAUGCGACAGGUGUGUGUAGCACUGGUGACACAUCUCAAUGGGAGAGCAAUAGUCGAGACCACACCUUUACCUGACGUACAACGUGACGUAUGGCGCACACUUUCAAAACAACAAUGGCGGAUAGAAAAUAUUGAUCGAGGCGGCUAAUGCUCCUUUCGCUGGUUGCCAACCACCAUUAAAUAACAACAAGAAGAAAAUAUUUAUCUGCUUUUCUUAGUUUUGCACGUUUAAGACGCAAUUCAAACUCAAACAAAGCUGCAAAGCAGGAGAACAACAUGGCCAUCAACUAUUCUGUGCCACAGUCCCAGUUUGCUGCAGCACAGAGUGAUGAUGAGAUGGUGGAAGAACAACAGAGACAAUUUACGGACCGUUAAGAUGUGCAACUUAGAAGUAGUCAGAGGUAACUGGAUGGAGUUCAGUCAGGUUAAAUGCACGGUUGAUUGGAUUAUAUCUGAAGAUCGUAUGCUAUUCGUGACAACUCUGCUAGACUCCAAAUUUCUCGUCCAUGAGGGAGGAUCUCAAAAGUAAAUGAAACAACUAAACUUAACACUUUUUCCCUAAAACGGACUGACAUGGGAAACAUUAAAGUUGGACUGACACCAGCUAAUCAGUCUGAAGGAAUCACAGAACAAGAAGGGAGACCACUGAGGAGAAGUUCUAUGAGUUCACGGGUGACCUCAGCUGUCAAGUUCCUGGAUGUGGGGAUGGAAAUUGAAGAGGAACUCACAAGCCUCCUGCCGACACUAGACAGAGAGAAAAUAAUCUGCAUUGUAGAACAUCUGACGGACGUUAUUGGUGUACAACAAAAAAGUGAUCUUUUGUUUGUGGAGGCGGAAGAUCUCAAACCCUUUCUCACACCAAUUCAAAUACGUAAACUACUUCUUGCAUUUAAAGGAGAUGGCAACAGACCAGAGAACCUGAAUGACACCAUUACUCUGGAGCCUUGCCCUGCUGCAUCAGCUGAAACAUCAAGCCAUCCACCUCACCCCUCCUCCUCCACGUCCACCACUAUGUACAACCAUUAUUCCAGCUCUUGGGUCUCACACUUACAGAUUCCUUGGGAAAGAUUUCCACUCCGACUGUCGCAUGCAAUCACAAGAGGAGACAGAGCUCAUCCAGAGGACAGGAGAAGUAUGAUUAGAAUUGUUGUGGAGGCCAUGCAAGUUCACUGCAGGAACCCUAAACGUGCAUCUUGUGAAGAAGUUGCUAAAAUCAUUGUAAACAGAUACCCUCAAACAUUUGCAGAUUUUACUGAAAAGGGAGAAAGACUGGGUUGUGGACAUUAUUCACUACUGAGAAGCAUCAAAUCUAGAGUUGAACAUGUUAAUCGAGAUAAUACAACACAUAGACUUCGUCAAACAAAGAGAACCAGGAAUGAGGAAGACUGCAGUCCCAACAGUAAAGCAACCUCACCUAAAAAAGUUAGAUGUCUUGUUGAUAGCUAUGGUUGUAUAAAUUGGCAACCAGUUGAACUUCCUGAGGAGGAAACGCCAGCUUCUUUAGAGGAAAAGAAGCACAUCUUGUUAACAAUUUUUAAUUCAGAAGGACCUGGAGCUGUGGAGAGACCUGAUGUGCAUGACUUCAUGUGCCUCAUAUAUAUUUCUCAGCACCAGCUUAUCAACAGUUGUCCCUCACUUUCAGUAGCUGAAAUUCAGGAGCAGUGGCCAUUCUUGUUUACUCGGAAAGGUCUUUCGAACCACUUUUACAAACUCACAGGCAUCAAUAUCAGUGAGCGCUUAGGUCAGGCCCUCAUAACCAAAGGCAGAAGGAUUAUUAACUAUUUCUCCAGCCAGAAGCUCAAAUGGAACCUUGGUAUAAGGACACUCAUCCAGCAGAUAGAAAGUGAGGGAGUUUUGACCAACAACAAGGUUGGCACAGCAACCAUACUUCUCAUGAUGAAGUAUUACAAGGAAGAUGAAGACUCCCUCUUUGUCUUAGCAGAUGAAACAUCUACCAGGAUGUCCCUUGAAGCAGAGAGCAACCUGCCAAUCACCCCAAGGCUGAUUAUGCUUGGACAAAGUUCAAUAACCGCCACCUGCUGGAUGGUGAGUGCAGAGGGGCGUGUAAUUGUUGAGCUGGACAAAGAGAACACCUUUGCUGAUGCGAUGUCAGUCUUCUUUUGAACCUGGAAUACCAGGAGUCAGCGUGUGCAACACUGGAA
This is a messenger RNA of Oreochromis niloticus (Nile tilapia), 2603 nucleotides long. RefSeq lists its product as uncharacterized. The transcript has 6 exons. The coding region runs from base 1015 to 2565 and encodes 516 amino acids. The record is from RefSeq and is a predicted model, not a curated record. NCBI's taxonomy places the organism in Eukaryota, Metazoa, Chordata, Actinopteri, Cichliformes, Cichlidae.